This is a messenger RNA of Lytechinus variegatus (green sea urchin), 1656 nucleotides long. RefSeq lists its product as uncharacterized. The record is from RefSeq and is a predicted model, not a curated record. Lineage: Eukaryota; Metazoa; Echinodermata; Echinoidea; Temnopleuroida; Toxopneustidae. The coding region runs from base 1 to 1656 and encodes 551 amino acids. The transcript is spliced from 3 exons.
AUGUCAGGAUACUGCCACUCGAUAGACCUUUAUCCAUAUAAUCGUGCUGACAUCAGUAGCUUGGAAGAUGAACUACGUUCUUGUUGUACCCACACCCAGUGGCUUCAGUAUAAUGAUGAAAUUGAAUCUGCUCUCUCUAAACACAGUGCUCUCCUCACUGAAUGCAGGAAUAAGAAAAUAGGUAACCUCACAAAGAAGCGACAAUGGUCAAACAGAUUUAGACGACAUACCAACAACGAUACAUCCCCCCAUUUGGUUGUUAAUCUCAUCCUCCCCUCUUUCCCAAGCAGAAACCUCUCUUUCUCUCUAAAGCCUAAAGGGCUCAAGUUUUGCCCGACGCCACCAGAAGUUGAACAGAUAGCUCUCAGCCAAGACCUCUCUACAUUCUAUCGCAGGAUACGUCUCAAAGAGGUUUUAGAUGAACCCCUUUCUGAUCCCGACCCCUUCUACUGGAAAAGCACAUGGACUCCACCCAAGAAUAGAGUUCCUUCCCUUGAAAUUUACAUUCAAGCUGUCUCAUCCCUAGUUUGCUCCACAGAUACCCUCGACAUCAGAGCACAUGACAACCUUCCCCAAGAAGAACGCCAAGCUCUCUCUUCACUCAAAAACAGGUCCGACAUCAUCAUCAAGCCUGCAGACAAAGGAUCAGCCGUCGUCGUUAUGGGCCGCCAGCAGUACAUCGAUGAAGCCAUGAAACAUCUCAAUAAUCAAUCUCACUAUGCACUCCUUGAUUCUGACCCUACUUACUUUCUCAGGAAACUAAAUGACAUCAAGGACCAGAUACCCAAGACUGCGAUCAUCGGCACUUUCAAUGUUUCUUCACUUAACACCAGCAUUCCCCAUGAUGAAGGUAUCCUAGCAGCCUUGGCUGCCAGUGGCCAUUCCAGUCCCCCCAUAUCCGAUAUCAAAUCUCUGAUGUCUCAUGUACUAACAAAAAACAACUUCACAUUCAUGGGCAAGCACUACCUACAGAUAUUCGGUACAGCAAUGGGCACCCGGAUGGCUCCUCCAUUCGCCUGUCUCUUCGUGACCAAGCUGGAACAGCAGAUGUUAGAUUCAGCCCCCUGUCGCCCAUGGAUUUGGUGGCGUUACAAAGACGACAUUUUCUUCAUCUGGACCAGGGAGGAAGAUAGCCUUCAUACAUUCAUUGACCACAUCAAUUCCUUCCACAGGACCAUCAAAUUCACUUCUGAUUUCUCCCAACAGGAAACCAACAUCCUUGAUGUCACAGUCCAGAAAAAGCCUAAUGGUAUCACUACUACCUUUAUACCUUUUAUACCCUACCGCAUCUACUGGAAAAAUACAGUUGUUCCUACCCUGUACUCUAAACCCACAGAUACCCACCAGUACCUCCACUCAUCCAGCUGCCACCCCCGUCACUGCAAAACCGGCAUCGCUUACAGUCAAGCCCUCAGACUUCGCCGUAUCUGCUCCGACUCCUCCGAGGACCCUGAUUUUUCCUUCCAUACCAGGAAUUUGCAGAAACAUCUCUGUGCCAGGGGCCACAGGGCCAGGGCAGUCCUGCUGGCAAUUAACAAAUUUCGUUCUCUCCCCAGAUCUGAAGUUCUCAAACCAAACAGUGACAAGACUACCGACAGAAUCCCUUUUGACCACCUUCCAUCCCAAUCUACCCCCUCUCCGCAAAAUCCUGUGUGA